GGUAACAUCGAUCAAAUGUAUUUCUUUGUUCCCUGUAGCAAUCAAAAUUAAAUUAAACAUCUUUCGUGACACAAAACAAUCAAAUAUGCCCUACAGAGCUACUUCCCUUUUCCUCAGGCUUCGCUUUCCUGGAAAUCACGUGACAGGAAAGUCUCGACAACUCUGCACAAUCAUGGAACGAACUUUGACGAAGAAGGAUCAGAAACAACUGAACAGAUGGUUAAACGCAAGGAAGAACUUUGAACUGCUGUACAAGGCCGACCGUGAUGGUUGUUCCAACACCGCCUUCCACCAGAAGUGUGACAACAAAGGGCCUACAGUCACAGUCUUCUAUAACACGUCGGACUGCGUGUUUGGUGGCUACACCUCGGUCAGCUGGGACUCUACUAAUGCCUACAGGGUCGACCCGACAGCAUUCCUGUUCCGUUUGUACUUCAAAGGUUCCAGCAGCCCUAAAAAAUACCCAGCAACAAACGGCACCAAUGCAAUUUACGGACAUGCUAACUAUGGCCCUACUUUUGGGAGUGGUCAUGACAUUUACAGUUUCAAUGCGACUGUGGCCUUGAGCGGUGCAUCCUUCCCACUCAAUGGUUCUUUGGCUCCUGGUACAAGCUACGCCCUGGCGGGAGACAAUGCCGCAUCACUGGCCUGUUCCAAUCUCAACUGCUACGAUGUGGGAAGUCUACAGUGUGAAAGAUGGAAGCAUUAUCAACGACGACCCAUGGAGACAACUGACAGAAAUCUGUCAUGUGGAUAUUUUAUUUUAGUAACUUGCAUGCAGCUACUGACAUCAGUGUUGGUGCUUCAGGUUCUGAAAUCCGAGAUCGAAACAUAUUCACCCAUCGAUGGGGUGAAGGUAGGACGAGUCAACAUUCUACUGGUGGGGGCAGUAGGAGCCGGUAAGUCCAGCUACUUCAACACCAUGAACUCAAUCUUCAGAGGUCACGUGACUAGUCAAGCCUGCAGCGGAAGUGCCGAACACAGUCUUACGACGAAUUAUCGGAAGUACAAAGUCCGGUCCUCCGAGACGGGUAAACCACUUAAGUUCCGACUGUGUGACACACGAGGCCUAGAGGAAGAGCAAGGCCUGGACGCGACUGACGUGGUAGCCAUUGAUGGCCACCUUCCUGACAAAUAUAUGUUUAACCCAGCUGUGUCAAUUUCGCCUGACACCCCUGGAUACAAUAAGGCCCCUGUAACACAAGACAAGAUACACUGUGUGGCAUUAGUCAUGGAUGGCUGUUCCGUGGACGUGUUCUCGGACAAAAUUCUGCAGAAUAUGAAAGCAGUACAGCAGAAAGCUAACCAGAGAGGUAUACCACAAGUGGCCAUCUUAACCAAGGUGGAUAAGGCCUGUCCACAUGUUGAAGAGGAUCCAGGGACCCUGUUCUACAGCUCUGCAGUCAGUGAACUGGUGGAACAAGUGUCCCAACUCAUUGGUCUGCCCCUGGCCCACGUUCUGCCCGUGAAGAACUACGAGAAGGAAAUGGAGUUGGUGGAUGACGUGGAUGUUCCUGCUCUGAUCAGCCUCCGUCAGAUGCUAAGAUUCGCUGAUGACUAUCUCUACAACUUCCUGGAUGAGGAGGAAGAUUAGAAAGGGAACCAUACUGAUGCCAAUGAUCAACGCAGAUGUUCUGUACCCUUUCGUUGUAUAUG
This is a messenger RNA of Haliotis rubra (blacklip abalone), 1656 nucleotides long. Its product is annotated as interferon-induced protein 44-like. NCBI's taxonomy places the organism in Eukaryota, Metazoa, Mollusca, Gastropoda, Lepetellida, Haliotidae. The record is from RefSeq and is a predicted model, not a curated record.